Seriola dumerili (greater amberjack) is the source of this 726-nucleotide messenger RNA. RefSeq names its product claudin-9-like. The record is from RefSeq and is a predicted model, not a curated record. The coding region runs from base 55 to 726 and encodes 223 amino acids. The transcript has a single exon. Gene Ontology annotation, molecular function: structural molecule activity. Gene Ontology annotation, cellular component: bicellular tight junction; plasma membrane. Gene Ontology annotation, biological process: bicellular tight junction assembly; cell adhesion. NCBI's taxonomy places the organism in Eukaryota, Metazoa, Chordata, Actinopteri, Carangiformes, Carangidae.
UUCUGAGGAACAUUUUGUCGAUGUUGAGAGCGUUCUAAAGUUUCUUCAGGGAUCAUGGCAUCAACAGGUCUUCAGCUGCUGGGCUUGGUUUUGGCUUUGUUGGGUUGGGUGUUCGGGGCACUGGUGUGCGCGGCCCCUCUGUGGCGUGUGUCUGCCUUCGUAGGAGGAGAGCUAGUGAUUGCUCAGGUGAUGUGGGAGGGACUGUGGAUGAACUGCCUCUCUCAGACCACAGGCCAGAUCCAGUGCAAGACCUAUGACUCCACCCUGGCCCUGCCAAUGUCUGCCCAAGCCGCCCGGGGCCUCACUGUCCUCGCCCUGCUCCUCUGCCUUCUGGCGCUCAUGCUCGGGGUGGUGGGGGCCAAGUGUACGCACUGCAUGGGUGACGGUAACCAGGCCUCUAAGGCUCGGCUGGCGAGGAUAGCAGGGGUGCUCUUCCUUGUGGCCGGCCUUGCCUACUUGAUACCCAUCUGUUGGACGGCCCAUGCAAUCAUCAGGGACUUCUAUGAUCCGAAUAUUGCAGCGCCUCUAAAGAGAGAGCUGGGGCCGGCGUUGUACCUUGGCUGGGGGGCCAGCCUGCUGCUCCUGGUCGGGGGAUCUCUGCUGCAUGUUGGCUCUUCUCCACCAGGUGGAAGAGUGCUGCCUGUUUUUGGAGGAGCAGCAGCGAAAGACAACCCACACACAGGGGCAGCAGGGGAGGUGAAGCAACAAGAAAAAUCUUUUGUAUGA